AUGAAUGAUUGCAGUUCGACCGAGGAGAAGGGGGGCAAAACCGAAAGCGAAGGGAAAGGAGAAGAAGGAGAAAGAGAAGAAGAAGAAGAAGAAGAAGAAGCCUCGUGCAAGCGAGGAGAGGGAGAGGCGGCGGAGGAAAAGAAAAGAAAAGCCCUAGAAGGCUGGCCGGCGAUGCUGCUUGUCUGCGAACCGGGUCCCUGGAGGAUGAUUCCGAUCGUCCUAAGUAUAAUAAUAUAUAUAAAGACAGAGAAGAAGCUUGCUGGAAGAACAGUCCUUGGUCACCGGUACAUGGCUGGCAGCCCGGUGGAUGUGCCUGGGCCCGGAGUACCAGCGUACCAGCUACCAGACACUCUGGCACUCUGUACGGAGUACAUCAGACCAAGAUGCAUCGCGGUGGCAGCCAUAGAUGAUGAUGGCCAACAACAGGCACAACGGGUGAAACAGCCCUCCUCUUGUGCUGAGCCGGUGGAGCAUGCUAAGCGGAUCCGUCGAGGAGCCAUUGUCCAAGGAGAAGAGGAGGAAGACGAGGAGGGAGUCGCUUUGCCUUCCACAGGCGCAGAGGUCAGAGAUGUGUCCCAGGUCGAGUCCAUACCGAGAGACAGAGAGAGAUGUAUGUACUCUGUAGACGAGCAUCAUCAUCAUCAUCUCGAACUCUCACGAUAUAGCCUGGGAUGGGAGACCGUGGCGAGAGAACAGGCGUUGAUAUUGGGUUCCGGCGGGCCAAGGGUUGAAACCAGGGGUCGACUCUGCUGGAGGCAGCCAACCUCCCUCUCUCUGGUCUCUGGUUCGGCGAUUUCAAGGGCCGUGGCAGUGGCUGUAACAUAUUUAAGCUCUUCCUUUGCUGCUCGAGCUGUAUCAAACGCUGCCGUCGUCGUCGUGAGCUGCUACCAAAUAUUGCUAUAUGCAUACUCCGUGCUCCGUAUUUGCAACCCUGCGGCCGCUCACUCGCAGCAUGGCGUGUCUCCUCGUCUUAUCGUGGUCUUCUUCAUCGUGGUGUCUAUGCUGUCUAUGAUGUCUAUGAUGUCUCCUGGCCUGGCGGAGGUUGAGAAUGAACGGGAGCCAUCUCGUCCUCCCGGGGCUGCAGCCAGCACCGCCGUACAGGCAGCCAGCGUAAAGACGGCCCUCCUGCAUAAUCACAAGGGUCUCAUCAAUGCCUAUUUAUGGAGAGAUGCCGCGGGGAGAUGUUCUGUUGGCUCUUAUAUCAAAGAACCAGCAGCCACUCACUCCCCCAGACGCCGCAGCAACACCGUAGACGGCCUUGUUCCUCCAUCUCCAUCUCCAUCUCUGUCUCCAUCUCUCUCUCUCUCUGUCUCUCUCUGCAUGUACUCCACCGGCCCUCGUCUCUGCCUGAGCCCGCCUGAAAUCUGCGUCUUCGAGCUUGCUGCGCGCUCCAGGGCUGUUUCUGCGGGCGGCCUUCCUUGCUCCAGAAAAAAUUCCCACCCGGCGGCCUCCCUUGCAGCCUCCACCGUCAGUCACGUCGACAUCGCCAUCGCCAUCGCCAAAAAAAAAACAACAACCACCGCCCCAGCUGCGUCUUUCUCCCUCCAGCCGGCCAUGGACGGCGGCCUCGACACUCGCCCCAGACUCAGACUCAAGACUCCGACUCCGACUCAGAUACAGACGCCGCUGACCGUCGUCGACCGACCGACUCUCCUCCCUCCGCGGCCAGAACGAACCAAUGUCCCAGCGGCGCCGCUGUCUCUGCGUGGCUCCAGGAGGCCCUCUGCAGACACCCGCACGGCUAGCCAGGCGGCGGCGGCGGCAUCUCCAUCUCCAUCUCCUUCUCCAGCUUCGUCCGCCUCCUCUGUCUCCUCCUCGCCGUCGCCGUCGCUGUCUCCCGCCGUGCGGAAGGGUGCGUCGUCCACCCGCCUUCGACCCCUUCGACAGCACCAGCAUCACCAGCAGCAGUACCAGCACCAGCAGCAGUACCAACACCCGCCGGUUGGCCUGCGGAAGGCCUCCUAUGCGGCCUCGUUCACGGAGUCUCCUACGCAGAUACAGCCCGCAGACGGGGCCGGUCGUGGCCAUGGCUCGCCUGCUGCUACAGCUCCCGCUUCAGGUUCGGCGUCAGGAGGCCAGCCGUACCAGCACCAGCACCAGCAACAACGCUUCUACCAGCGGCCCUACUCGCCCCAGCCGCGACUGAAGCCGUCUCCAUCCAUGCCCAAUGUCCGGCAGCAGAAGAGCUACUCGCCGUUUCAGGCGGACAAGCCCUCCCCCAGACCGUCUCCCAUGGCCCUCUCGCCAAGUCGGCCAAACAACCACCGCUACUACACGCCGGAGCUGCACUUUGAUAUCCCGCCGCCCUCGCGGACCAGCCUGCAGUCCGCCAUGACCGUGGCCUCCAGCGUGGAGCAGACCAGCGGCACCGAGAGGAGCAGCGUCGUCACCAAGACCAGCUCGACCACGGAGCUGUCCCCCAAGAUCUCAGAGGAGGAGGGCCAGGGGGGGAAACAGGGAGACCACCGCGGCCAGGAGGACCAGUUGCAGCACAACAGCCAGGAGGAGGGCCAGGGUACACUCGGCUAUGGCGAUAUGAGUGUCGACGAUGCCAUAGAUAUGUACCUGGACGGCUUCGCAGACGACCCGUCUCCCGGCUCGCCUGCUAAGCGGAAGUCCGCUGCCCUCGUCCGGGCCCUGCUCAGCACUGGUGCCGGCGAGGAUGAUAACUACAAUAAUAAUAAUAAUAUUAAACCCGCCAGCACGCCCCCAGACACCCCCGAACCAGAGUCACUGACGCCGGGCAACUUCAACUCCGCCGACUUCAACUUCGACUUUGCUCCCAGCCAGCCUGCUGGUGAUAAAAGCCCUUCACCGCGGCCCCGGACAGCUCUCCCUUCGCCCUCUGCCUCUCCUCCUCCUCCUCCUCCUCCUCCCGAUACUGCUGCUGCUGCUACUACUACUACUUCAACAGACAUGCAGCCCCCGCAGAAACAGCUACAACCACCCUUCAUCGACUUGUCCAUCAGCUCUGAGCCGCCGCCGCUGCUCAAGCCGACCAAGACCCGGGACCAAUAUGGCUUUCGAAAAGCAACCACCCACGUGACCGUCGAGCAGUACGACUCCUGGUAUCAAUCCUAUGCCGAAUACCAGAAGAUCCGGAGCGAGAAGUGGUAUGCGCUGCUCAAGGCGAGCGGCAUCGACGAGGCAGUGCCCACGACGUUCCCCAUCCGGUCUGCAAAGCUGAAAAAGUACAUCCGCAAGGGCAUCCCGCCAGAGUGCCGUGGAGCGGCCUGGUUCUGGUACGCCGGCGGAUACGACUACAUACGGCGCAACCCGGGCCUGUACAGACGCCUCGUCGAGACGGCCCUCCGCAGCCCCAUGAACGACGACAAGGAACACAUUGAGCGGGAUCUCCAUCGAACGUUCCCAGACAACGUCCACUACAAGCCAGAUUCCUCCGAGGACGCCGGCGCCUCCAGCGGCAGCGGCAGCAGCAAUCUCAAACACAGCUCAUCUUCGCCAGACACCCCCAUCAUCCAGUCCCUUCGCCGUGUACUAUAUGCAUUUUCCCUACAUAAUUCUAAUAUCGGAUAUACCCAGUCGCUCAACUUCAUCGCCGGAUUCCUCAUCCUCUUCUUGCCCGAGGAAAAGGCCUUCUGGCUCCUCCACAUCAUCACCUCCUCCUUCUUCCCGGGCACACACGAAAUCAGCCUCGAAGGCGCCAACGCAGACCUCUGGAUCCUCAUGGUCGCCCUCAAGGAAUCCCUCCCAUCCGUCUACACAAAAGUCGUCAGCACUGCCCCUACAACCUCCAGAUCAAAACCUCCCAACCUAAGUACCGCCACCCGGCUGCCGGAUAUCACCCUGGGCCUCACAAACUGGCUCAUGUCCAUGUUCAUCAGCACUCUGCCCUUCGAAACAACCCUACGCGUCUGGGACGUGUUAUUCUACGAGGGCUCCCGUACUUUCUUCCGCGUUGCCCUCUCCAUCUUCCGCAUGAACCAGAAACAAAUCGUCUCCCUCGGCGAUCCCAUGGAGAUCUUCCAGGUCGUCCAGACCGCUCCCAAGCGCAUGAUCGACCCCAACGAGCUCAUGAUGGACUGUUUCGCUCGCCGCUUCAAACUGUCCCAGGCUCGCGUGGAGACUCUACGCCAGGCUCGAAGAGCCGCUAUCCGAGAGGGCAAGGAUCGGCUAUCUCAAUUGGCUGGACCAAGGAAGUUCAAGACCGAUCCUAGCGGCAGGCCGAGUACGGGUGCCAACAGCUCUUCCCCCAGCGCAUGGAGGAGCUUCAAAAGCUUCAAACAGUGA
Trichophyton benhamiae CBS 112371 is the source of this 4251-nucleotide messenger RNA. Its product is annotated as GTPase activating protein (Gyp3), putative. The transcript is spliced from 7 exons. The record is from RefSeq and is a predicted model, not a curated record. Bases 1 to 4251 code for a protein of 1416 amino acids. Lineage: Eukaryota; Fungi; Ascomycota; Eurotiomycetes; Onygenales; Arthrodermataceae.